UUGCAUCGUGGAGUUACCUGAGUAGGAAAGGCCUUGAAGCAAUCUUGCUUUCAGUCCUUUUUCGAAGACGGCCAUCAGACCUUUGUACUACCAGCAGUCUUUUCGAGUUUUGUGACCAUGGCCCACACUGGAGUGGUGAAAAAAUACAACAGUGACAAGGGCUUUGGCUUUAUUGUUCCACAAGGCACAAACCAGGAUCUUUUCGUACUUCGAACAGAUGUCAUUGGCGGAUCUUUGCAGGCUGGUGACAAGGUCGCUUUCGACGAGGGCUUGAACGAGCGCACCGGAAAGCCGAAGGCCAUCCAUGUCACUGGCGGCAGCGGCCCUCCAGGUAAAGGUGAGGGCGAAGGUGGAGGGAAAGGCAAAGGCAAGCGCGGCGACAAGGGCAAAGGAGGUCCGAAGCAGCUCGGAGGGCUCAACGGAGCUGGACCGCUAGCUGGUGGGCCAUGCCCAUGUGGACCUUGUGCCCCGUGCAUGGCACUUGCAGGAGGUGGUGCGCUGCCUGGCGUAGGCAAGCCGCUGGUGCCUGGCGCGACCGGCGUGCCAGGUAGCGGAAAGACCGGACUGGUUAAGUUUUUCAACGACGAGAAGGGCUUCGGCUUCAUCAAGCAAGAUGACGGAGGUGCAGAUCUGUUUGUGCAUCGCAAUGACGUCAUUGAUCAACUUUUGAAGGAGGGCGACCGGGUCCAGUACAGCGAGGCUGUGGACAGCCGCACUGGCCGGAUGAAGGCUCACCAGGUGGCCGGAGGUACUGGCGGCGCCAAACCGCCUGAGAAAGGCAAAGGCAAAGGCAAGAAGGGAAAGGGCAAGAAUCCGGGCACUCCGGAGACGUCUCCGGUCUUGGACCAGCAGAUGAGUGGCAUGGCCAUGGCUGCACAGAAGAUGCCUAACCUGGGAUCCUUUGGCAUGGCCAGUGGCCCGAGCAUUUUGAUGGGCAAGAGCGGCUUCCCCGGGUGCUGUGGCGCCACGGGUUGCGAAGGACAAAGUGACUCCAUGGGUUCAAUGGCAGGUUGUGGCUGCAAUCCCAUGGGUGGCCUCGUCGGGUGCGGAGCCUGUGGCUGCUGUGGUCAGCCAUGCGGAUGCGGAACCAUGGGAUGUGGAAAUCUUCAGAUGGGUGGCUGCAAUGCUCAAAAUUGCGCAGGAGGAUGUGGCUGCGCUGGUGGCAACUGCAAUAGCUGCAUGGCUGGCAACCUGAGCGGCAACGGGGCAUGCGUUGGCGGAUGUGGCGGUGGGUGCUGUGGGGCCUGUGGCUGCGGAGCCUGUGGCUGCCCGAGUGGAGCCUGUGGCUGCGGUGGCUGCGGUUGCAGCGGCUGUGGUGGUUGCGCUGGAUGCGGUGGCUGUGGUGGUAGCUGCUGUGGCAACCCAACCAACACCGGCGGCAUGAACUUGACCCCUGCGAUGUAUGAGAGGCUGGCGAACGCAACAAGUGGUGGAGGUGCUGGCUUUGAUGAUUUCGACUACACAGGUCAAGGCUCUAACAACCUGCGAGCGGCCGCUGGAGCCUGUUUUGCCAACCUCGCAGGCAAUCCUUUGGGCGGUGGAAAUCCUGGACAAGGCAUGGCUGGAUGCAUGCCCAGUGGCGAUGGAGCAUCGGGGGCAGGUGGAUGCUUUGCAAACGCUGCCGGCGGAGCGAAUCUGACGCCGGCCAUGUAUGAAAGGUUGGCCUCCGCCGCACAGAGUGGAGGUCGCAAUUUCGACGAGUAUGCGGCUGAGUAUGGUUCCAACCUGAGCGGCGGCUGCUUCCAAAACUUGGGAGGAGCAAACCUCUUGGGCGGCAGCACGAACCAGGGUCAAGGUGGUGGAAUGCCCAACCAGAUGACCAUGACUCAAAUGCAGGCAAUGGCUGCCCAGAUGGCUCAACAACCUGGCGUGUAUCAGACCGGCAAUCCAGGGGCCCUCCCUGGAGGCAACGUCGGAAACCUUUGAUCCCAAGCGUGGAUUGGGCUCUCUCCGACAGUCACAGAUCGCCGUGAGAGUCUGGGCCCUCCCUGAGAACACCGAGUACACA
Molecule: messenger RNA, 2008 nt
Organism: Durusdinium trenchii
Lineage: Eukaryota; Dinophyceae; Suessiales; Symbiodiniaceae
Source: the annotation of a GenBank genome assembly